Molecule: messenger RNA, 4509 nt
Organism: Pimephales promelas (fathead minnow)
Lineage: Eukaryota; Metazoa; Chordata; Actinopteri; Cypriniformes; Leuciscidae
Source: RefSeq, a predicted model, not a curated record
AUAUGUUUGCAAUUGUAGUGUCUGUGUGGUGGAUUGAGAAAGUGAAUGUUGGGGCUUUGGAGUACUCUAGGUUUUUGUUUGCCAUGGACAAAGGGUGGACACAGUUACACUUGUUUGUAAUCUUCCUGCUCUUUUUGAGUAAUGCUCAUGGAUUUAAAGCUGGAGCUCAUUCAGAUGCCAACCACUGGUGGGGCCAACCUUCAGAUAAAUCUUUCUCACCUCGUGCAGUCCAGUCUUCUGUGUCAGAGGUCCCUGUGACUGGGAUUUUGCCUGAAGAAGUGGGCUCUAGUUUAUUCACUAACAGACCCCUGAAAAGGUUGAACUUGCUCCAAUUUGUUAAAGGUGGUGUUUCCAGCAGGCAUGAAUCAAUGUCCCAUGCCCAGACCACUCCAAGCAGCUCUGUUUUAGCUUCCUUGCCUGUACCCUUAAAUGAACUGCAUGCAGGCCAUUUGACAUCACUCCAGGGUUCCUCUGGUUCAGCCGCUACAGAUACUACUAGUGUGUCUACGCAAGGAGAAAGUAGCUUCCCUGCCACACUUGGCAAUUCUGGCCUGUCCACCAGUGAUCAAAGUUCCCCUAGUUUGUACGUGACCAGUUCCCUGGAAACCUCUGGUGCCUUGGGUCAAUAUAACCCGGGCUCCUAUAACGAGCUCAGUUCUUCAUCUGUUUCUAGUCCGUCUACCAGUGACCAGAGUACCCCCAGUUUGUAUAGUUCUAGCUUUCAGGGAAAUUCGGGCAGUUUUUUGGAAGCUUCUGGCUCUUUUCAAGGGGAAGUGGCAGGGCUUGGCUCUCAUGUUGACUUGUUUCCCCAAUCACAGGACCGCUCCAGUCAGCUUCUACCCUCACCCUUGGAGGUCUCUAGCCAGUCUACUAAUGGUCAAAGCACUCCCAGCCUGUUUAUGCUUGGCUCUGACAGCAGUUCAGGAUCACAGUCAGCAGGUCCUGCUUCACCUCUAGACACUCAGGGUAGUCUCUCUCAAAGCAUUUCUAGCCAGUCCACAAGUGUUCAGAGUUCACCUAGUGUGUCUACAAGCACCCAGAGCAGGUCUGCCACUCCAUUAACUUCCAGUAACUUAUUCCCUGUGCAGGGAGGUAGUAGUUCUACUUCUAGCUUAUAUCUGAAGCCUCAGGGCACUCUUGGUCGGUAUGCCCCUGCGUCCCAUACCAAAUAUGCGAGUAUACCCAUGUCGUCACACCUAGCUAUUUAUAGCCAGUCAAAAAGUACCUCUGGUCCUUGGUUUGAGGGCUCUACUGGCUUUGCCUCCCAGGGAAUGAGUAGCACUUACAGUGGUUCUGUCCAGUCUCAAGGUACCACAAGUCAGUUUGCCUCUGGGUCUCCAUCCUCCUAUCCAAUUGUAACACUAUCCUCACCCCAAGGUUCCGCCAGUCAGUCCGCUACAGCCCAGAGUUCAUGGAAGCAGUUUGCCUCUAGAUAUGGCACCCAGUCAGGGUCCUCUAAGCCAAUCACCCUGCAGGGAAGCACUUACGGUGGAUCACUCGAGCCUCAAGGUACCACAAGUCAGUUUGCAUCUGGGUCUCAAUCCUAUCCAAGUGUAUCACUAUCCUCGCCCCAAGGGUCCUUCAGUCAGUCUGCUGCAGUCCAGGGUUCACGGAAGCAGUUUGCCUUUAGAUAUGGCACCCAGUUAGUGUCCUCUAAGCCAAUCACCCUGCAGGGAAGCAAGUAUGGUGGCUCACUCCAGCCUCAAGGUACCACAAGUCAGUUUGCAUCUGGAUCUCCAUCCUAUCCAAGUGAAUCGCACUCCUCGCCCCAAGGUUCCUCCAGUCAGUCUGCUGCAAUCCAGAGUUCACGGAAGCAGUUUGCCUCUAGAUAUGGCACCCAGUCAGGGUCCUCUAAGCCAUUCACCCUGCAGGGAAGCACCACUGAUGGUGGGUCACUCCAGCCUCAAGGUACCACAAGUCAGUUUGCCUCUGGGUCUCUAUCCUAUCCAAGUGCAUCACUAUCCUCGCCCCAAGGUUCCUCCAGUCAGUCUGCUGCAGUCCAUAGUUCACAGAAGCAGUUUUCCUCUAGCUAUGGCACCCAGUCAGGGUCCUCUAAGCCAUUCACCCUGCAGGGAAGCACUUAUGGUGGAUCACUCCAGCCUCAAGGUACCACAAGUCCGUUUGCAUCUGGGUCUCAAUCCUAUCCAAGUGCAUCACUAUCCUUGCCCCAAGGGUCCUCCAGUCAGUCUGCUGCAGUCCAGAGUUCACGGAAGCAGUUUGCCUCUAGCUAUGGCACCCAGUUAGUGUCCUCCAAGCCAAUCACCCUGCAGGGAAGCAAGUAUGGUGGAUCACUCCAGCCUCAAGGUACCACAAGUCAGUUUGCAUCUGGAUCUCCAUCCUAUCCAAGUCAAUCACACUUCUCGCCCCAAGGUUCCUCCAGUCAGUCUGCUGCAAUCCAGAGUUCACAGAAGCAGUUUGCCUCUAGAUAUGGCACCCAGUUAGUGUCCUCCAAGCCAAUCACCCUGCAGGGAAGCACCACUGAUGGUGGGUCACUCCAGCCUCAAGGUACCACAAGUCAGUUUGCCUCUGGGUCUCUAUCCUAUCCAAGUGCAUCACUAUCCUCGCCCCAAGGUUCCUCCAGUCAGUCUGCUGCAGUCCAGAGUUCACAGAAGCAGUUUGCCUCUAGAUAUGGCACCCAGUUAGUGUCCUCUAAGCCAAUCACCCUGCAGGGAAGCACUUAUGGUGGAUCACUCCAGCCUCAAGGUACCACAAGUCCGUUUGCAUCUGGGUCUCAAUCCUAUCCAAGUGCAUCACUAUCCUUGCCCCAAGGGUCCUCCAGUCAGUCUGCUGCAGUCCAGAGUUCACGGAAGCAGUUUGCCUCUAGCUAUGGCACCCAGUUAGUGUCCUCCAAGCCAAUCACCCUGCGGGGAAGCAAGUAUGGUGGAUCACUCCAGCCUCAAGGUACCACAAGUCAGUUUGCAUCUGGAUCCCCAUCCUAUCCAAGUCAAUCACACUUCUCGCCCCAAGGUUCCUCCAGUCAGUCUGCUGCAAUCCAGAGUUCACAGAAGCAGUUUGCCUCUAGAUAUGGCACCCAGUUAGUGUCCUCCAAGCCAAUCACCCUGCAGGGAAGCACUUACGGUGGAUCACUCCAGCCUCAAGGUACCACAAGUCAGUUUGCAUCUGGGUCUCAAUCCUAUCCAAGUGUAUCACUAUCCUCGCCCCAGGGUUCCUCCAGCCAGUCUGCUGCAGUCCAGGGUUCACGGAAGCAGUUUGCCUUUAGAUAUGGCACCCAGUUAGUGUCCUCUAAGCCAAUCACCCUGCAGGGAAGCACUUCUGGUGGAUCAUUCCAGCCUCAAGGUACCACAAGUCAGUUUGCAUCUGGGUCUCAAUCCUAUCCAAGUGAAUCACUAUCCUCGCCCCAAGGUUCCGCCAGUCAGUCUGCUGCAGUCCAGAGUUCACAGAAGCAGUUUGCCUCUAGAUAUGGCACCCAGUUAGUGUCCUCCAAGCCAAUCACCCUGCAGGGAAGCAAGUAUGGUGGAUCACUCCAGCCUCAAGGUACCACAAGUCAGUUUGCAUCUGGAUCUCCAUCCUAUCCAAGUGAAUCACACUCCUUGCCCCAAGGUUCCUCCAGUCAGUCUGCUGCAAUCCAGAGUUCACAGAAGCAGUUUACCUCUAGAUAUGGCACCCACUCAGGGUCCUCUAAGCCAUUCACCCUGCAGGGAAGCACCACCGAUGGUGGGUCACUCCAGCCUCAAGGUACCACAAGUCAGUUUGCCUCUGGGUCUUCAACCUCCUAUCCAAUUGUAACACUAUCGUUGUCCUCGUCCCAAGGUGUUGCUGACCAGUCCGGCCAAGCAGUUCAAAGCUAUUCUGGGUACCAAAGCCAAAAGUCUCAAAGAUGGCAGCCUUCACAAGGUAUUCAUGCCUCGGGUGGAGCUGCAUCAUGGGGUAGCUCUCUGUCUCAAAGCUCUCCAAUGCAGAGUUUCUUUUCUUCCCUGUCGUCAGCAGGAGGCUCAUCUUCAGCAUAUCCUGGACCAUUUGUUUCUGCACAGGGUGGUAGCAGCAGACAUGGUGGCAUUUCUCUUCAUUCUCAAAGCCCCUCUAGGAAGUACACUCCUGGGUCUCAUGCAUAUGCCAUGCUUGGUUCCUCUCCCCUAGCUGUUUCUAGCCAGUCUACCAGUGAUAAGUGGUCAAAUGGCCUGUAUAGGUCAGACUCUCUGGGAACCCAGGGUCUCAUUGGUGUAAUUGAAAGACCCUCUAGGCUCUCGUCUCAAGCUCCUAACUCUACAAGCAGUAACCAAAUAUCUGAGCAUUUUGGGACCAUGAAACGCCCCACAGGUUCAAACCUAACUCCAUCUCUAGGCUUGAGUGCCCUAGAAUCAUCUGUUGGCAUGUUCUACAGUAUCCCACAGACUGCACAUGCACUACGUAACUCUGGGUCAGAUGUCCAGCUAAACAAUAAACCAUUCCUCAAUCAGCGAUACUCUGUAAAGGGCUAAGGAACUCUAUAAAACAGCUAUGUUAUGCAAAGUGUCUUCCAGAAUAAAAAAAAUCAAAUGUUUAACAGUU